Sinocyclocheilus grahami is the source of this 1206-nucleotide messenger RNA. Its product is annotated as claudin-10-like. The transcript is spliced from 8 exons. Gene Ontology annotation, cellular component: bicellular tight junction; membrane. Gene Ontology annotation, molecular function: structural molecule activity. Bases 1 to 1206 code for a protein of 401 amino acids. The record is from RefSeq and is a predicted model, not a curated record. Lineage: Eukaryota; Metazoa; Chordata; Actinopteri; Cypriniformes; Cyprinidae.
AUGAGGAAACGUCUGAUUCAGGUGUUUGGAUUCUUGAUUGCUACUUUUGGCUGGCUGUUUGUGAGCUGCACGCUUGCCAUGGACUACUGGCGAGUCUUCUAUGUAGGCGGCAAAGGCGGCAACUGGAUGAUCAAGGCGACGUGGUACUGGUCAAACCUGUGGAAGGACUGUGUGAUGGACACCUCGUCCGUCACUAACUGCAGAGACUACGAUGUGCUGUGGGCCGUCACGCCGUAUGUUCAGGGAGUCCGAGGCCUGCUUCUGAUCGCCAUGAGUCUGGGGCUUGUCGCUGCUGUGCUCUGCUUUAUCGGGAUGGACUGCACCUACAUUGGUGGAAGUCAGAAAAACAAAGACAGAAUAUUAUUGUUCGGAGCAGCUUUUCAUUGUGUUGGUGGUGUGUCGGCGCUCGCGGCGUAUUGUUUAUACACAAACAGGGUCGUCAGCGCUGCCUUUUCACCCACUGUUGACAGAAGUAUUAUAAGAACGGUCAUGAUGUACACUGAAAUAGGGUGCUUCGUAGCGUGCGUUUGCGGGUGGAUCUUAGUUUGUUCCACGAUGCCGACAAAUUAUUGGACUUAUUCUGAAGUGGACAGUUUAGUUCUGACAUCUGGCCACUAUUUCUCCAACCUCUGGAAAGACUGUCUGUCUGACUCCACUGGCGUUACUGACUGCAAAGAGUUCCCCACACUGCUGGCUCUGCAGACAUACAUUCAUCUGUGCCGAUCUCUCGUCAUCGUCUCCAUAAUUCUGGGAUUCUUCGGGUCCAUUCUUGCUUUGGUGGGGAUGAAGUGCACAAAACUCGGAGGCUCUGAAAUUGUGAAUGCGAGAGUUACCUUUGCUGCAGGGAUGAAUUACCUUUUCUCAGGUCUCUGCGGUAUGUUUGCUUACAGCUGCUACGCCCACAAGGUUAUUUCUGAGUUCAUGGAUCCAAAUUACAAAGCAAAAAAGUUUGAACUGGGAUCAGCUCUGUUUGUGGGAUGGGGCGGCUCGGCUCUCCUCGCGGCGGGAGGAUUUGUGUACAGCAUCACUGCAGGGAAGGAGGGCUGCCGAUCCAGCUCCAAGACCCAAGAGACGUCCUAUCACACUCCUUCCUCCAAUCUCUCCGAAGCGAACCAGAAGACGUACAGUCCUCCGCUGUCACCCAUCCCUGACAGAGCCAACCAGAAGACCAGCAAACCUCCCAAAGGAUCUCACGCUUACGUCUGA